GGCAAAGUGCGCCCGUGUCCGAGCUGAGACAGAGGCAGAGCAAGUAGCUGGGAGCAGCAGAGCAGAGCAUCGGCUCCGGGUCAUGUUUGUGUUUUGUGCUCUGAGUUGAACUGCUCUUCCUCCUAUCCUGUGGUAUGUUUUUUCCCCGGACCAGAUGUCCCGGGGACACGCACUCUCACGGCCGCUGCGGAUGCCCACUUCACUCCCUGCUGAUGUAGUGCUGGUCAGGAGGCUGAAGUUGAAGUCUCGCUCCUGAAGGCGUGAAAUCCAGAUGCAUUCGCUCCUGGGCCGGAAGAAGAAAGAAGAAGAAGUCGGGUUUGGGUUCGAUCUGGGUCUGUCUCCGGGCUUUCUGCCCCAAGCUGCCACCAUGUUCAGCUGUGUGGGCUGCUUCUGGGUGCUCCUGUCCUCCGCUCUGGUCGCCGUCUGCAGUUUCAGCUUCAUCUCUCCCGCCUGGAUUGUUAAGGACCAGCUGAGGAACAGCCACCAGCACCAGAGCCACCACAACCACCACCACCACCACACCAGCGGCAAGGACUCCGUGAGCUUCGGCUUGCUGUGGCACUGCUCGGAGUCUCUGGAUCACAUGUACCGGUGCUACACCUUCGGAGGACUGGGCAAAUUCGCAGAGAUCCCCUCCAGCUCCUGGCAGACCAGCGCGGUGCUGUGUUCGGGAGGCUGCGCUCUGCUGGCUGUCAGCUCCCUGCUGGCCAUCAUCACCAUCUUCCUGCCCAGUGGAGGCUGCGAGAGGAGGAUCUGCACCCUGGCUGGAUACAUGCAGAUGGCUGCAGUGUUCAUCAUGGCUGCUGGACUGCUGGUUUACCCUUUCGGCCUGAACUCGUCGCUGGUCCGCUCGUUCUGCGGAGACUCUGACAUCUACUACGCGGGCGAGUGCCAGAUCGGCUGGGGCUACAUGCUGGCCAUAGUCGGAGUCAUGCUCACCGUCUUCUUGCCCUUUUUUGCUAAAUACGCACCGAAGGAGCAGCUGUCCCCGACCCCUUUGCCCACGCUGUUAUAGUUGUGUCCCCCGCCCCGCCCUGACCACUCCUGCUAACCUGGGCUUGAUGUCCUGCAUCGUGUUUUUUAUAAUACUUGGGAAGCCCCACUCAGUGAACCCUAGAGCUGACGCUACAACGGCAAAACACCGUCUUCCUGCAUCUGUUGUGUAAUUAUUUCCAGUUCUGUUAAUUAAAUGGAAUGUCUUAUGUUAUAGUAACGAUCAUGUCAUGAGUUUAUCUGUUUUCUUCUUGUAUGUUUUGGAGAUGGUGCAGUGGGAUGACACAAAGACUGAUAAACCUGAGAAAAUUACCACAAGCGCUUGCUAAAAAGUUAAGGGUUUUCCUGAGUUUUACGUUUUUUUCAUCGGAAAUAAUUCAACAUAUGUAACAUUCCAAACAGACUGGAAUUUGUCGGCACUUCGGGAAUGGGAGCAUGAUAUUAUGUGGCAGUGUGACUGACGAGAGAGUCAAAAUGAACAGUGGAAGAAAAUUCAUCUGACGCUACAGGAGUUGCAUCUGGGGCAUUUGGACUGUAAAUAUAGCGUGGAUUUAACAGAUGUUUGUGGUUUCAAAGCAUUGAUAAGAGAACUCUGACGAAGGUUUUUUUUGUCCUUCUGACUUUUUCUCUGAUCCAGAAACUGAACCAGUAAGAGUCAAAAGACAUUUUCAUUUAACUGUCGCAAAAAAAAAAAUAAAAAAAUAGGACGACAGAUACAGCAUCAGACCUGCCGAGAGGACAAAUGGAAAUCUGUCUCUUCUUUAACCAGGAAGUUGAUCAUAAUGAGUAGUAGUUUCAGAGCGGUGUUGUUAAAAAAAAAAAAGUUGCAGGGACACUGCAUCCCUCAGUCUUUUUUUCCAUGAUUUGUUUGUGUAAUGUAACUCGCUUAUUUUUCUGUCUGCAACACACAAUACUAACACUCUAAUUCAGGAAAAAAGGAUUGCAAAAGGCAGGGAGAUGUAGGAAUUUUGUCAAAAAAUGCAUAAUCAAAUGGGCUCAAAACAAUUGAUCUAGAUUUUAAACGAGAUCUGACCAACUUGUGCCUUUUAACAUAAUCAAGACAAGUGUUUAAUACAAACAUCAGGUAAUCAUCUUUUUUCUGCUGAAAACUGUGGACCCUGUUGUGUGAUGUGAUUUGUUUUUAAUUACAUUUUUUUUUUCCUCUCAGCGGUAAAGUGUUUUUCCUGUACUCGAUGCAGUAUGAUCUCAUUAACUUGAGGAAAUAUUCUGGAGGGAAAAAAAUGAUGUUUUUGAAUCCUUUGAGAUGUUGCCAGAGAGAUGGGGGGAAAAAAAGGAAAGCAAUGCGUUCAAUUAUGCCCUGAGACAUUUUUACCAAUUAUCUAAAAGAGACAAAUCACACAAAUUGCUCUACUUAAAAAGGUUGUGACAUGCAGCUAACACAGUGACUCCUUUGUCAUUUAGAAUAUGAGCGGUAGAGGAGAGAGAUGUACAAACUGAACCUAAGCUACUGAUGCAUUAUUGACAUAUGUGUAAAACAAGACCUUAGACUAAUUUGCUCCUCUUAGCUAAUGUGUUGGUGUGUUUUUGUCAACCCAUUCCUCCUUCUUAGCGCUGGCACCGUUCCUGUCACGUUCCAAGGACAAAAUGUCUGCGUCUCCACUUACUGUCCCUGUACACUGCCAAUCUCAUCAAGCUCGACCCUUUUCUAGUGGCUGUUUCUGUGCGUAUUCGUGUUUAAUAAUGGGUUGGAUUUUACUAAUGGGUUAAACUUUAAAUAAUUCCCAAAUUUGGGUUCCCAUAAUGACAUGUCCUGACAUUAACAAAAUGACUGGUUGCCAGAUUUGAAAGAAGAUCAGGAGAGAACUGUUGGUAUUGUAUUGGACCUCAUACUGUGCUUGUGUGGGAAUGACUGGCGUGACUGCACUCAACUUAUUCCCCUAUUUGUUGAACCAUCGUGUGUAAAGUCUCAGCACUGGUGAAACUGUUUUGGUAGUGUAGAACUAUUGUUUUUUUCCAUUGUGAUGUUUUACUGUAAAUAAACUAACUGUCCUUGAUAUCACA
Mugil cephalus (flathead mullet) is the source of this 3015-nucleotide messenger RNA. RefSeq names its product transmembrane protein 211. The transcript has 4 exons. Lineage: Eukaryota; Metazoa; Chordata; Actinopteri; Mugiliformes; Mugilidae. The coding region runs from base 272 to 1015 and encodes 247 amino acids. The record is from RefSeq and is a predicted model, not a curated record. Gene Ontology annotation, cellular component: membrane.